UGAGCUUUAUACAGCGGCUGUGUCCAGCUGACUUCCAAGGUCACAAACUAUGAUAACGGCUAGACAUAGAGAUGAACUGAGGGUCAAAGGUUAUACGGUUGUAGAGAACGUUCUAACCAAUGAGGAGUCGGAUAAAUACCGAGGGAUGUACUGUGAUUGGCUGGCAACAUUCAAUGGUACUUGGCCCCAUUCUUCCAAAUCAUUAAUUCAAAGAUACAAAGUUGGUCAAAUGGAACCCACCUGGGCCGUGAGGCUGAAAGCCAAGAAGGUCUUCGAGGAAAUAUGGGGGACAGAGAGACUUUUGAGUAGCAUGGAUGCCAUAGCUAUUGGACGUCCCCCAGAGGAUGGGACGGAAGACUUCCUGUCUCCUGGAAAACCCUGGCUCCACACCGACCAAAGCCAAGCACGAGAAGGCCUUCAUGCUUACCAAGGUGCUGUUUAUCUUGAAACCGUCGAUGAGGACGACUGGGCGUUCGAAGUGAUUGAAAGCUCCCACGAGUAUUUUGAUCGGUACUAUGUUGAAUGCGACAACGCAAUCAAGAAUAGGAAAGAAAAUCCAAAAUGGCGCCUUAAGAGCUUAACUGACGAAGACGUCGAUUACUUUACUGAAGAACACGGGCUCAAGAGGAAACCUGUUCCUGUUCCAAAAGGGGGUGUGAUUUUGUGGGACUCUCGUCUCAUCCAUGCCAACUCCAGGCCCAAAAAAGGAAGAAAGAAUCCUGGCAGAUGGCGCUUUGUGGUCAUGGUCUGCAUGACCCCGGCCAAAUGGACAGAUGAAGAAUCAUUGGAAAAGAAACGAAAGGUAUACGAUGAAAUGCUUAUGACAGGUCACUGGCCAAGCAAUGGAAUACACAUUUUCUCUGAAACACUACCUCCAGAUGCUGCUAAAGAUCCAAACCCACUAAUAGAACACCCACCAUCGGCUAGGACCAAAGAGGCAAAACAACUGGCAGGAGUCCUUCCCUAUGAAUCAUCAGCUGAUGAUGACGGUGUUAUGGCUACCCCUAAAUUUCGGCUGGAAUUUAUGGAAGACUGACGACCUCCUCUAUCAGCAUCUACCCUGUAUCAGUGGAUGACAAUAAAAUAUAUCCAUGCAACAUAGCUACU
Molecule: messenger RNA, 1107 nt
Organism: Haliotis rubra (blacklip abalone)
Lineage: Eukaryota; Metazoa; Mollusca; Gastropoda; Lepetellida; Haliotidae
Exons: 2
Coding region: 50-1036 (328 amino acids)
Source: RefSeq, a predicted model, not a curated record